Orbicella faveolata is the source of this 2998-nucleotide messenger RNA. RefSeq lists its product as uncharacterized. The record is from RefSeq and is a predicted model, not a curated record. Gene Ontology annotation, molecular function: heparin binding; calcium ion binding. NCBI's taxonomy places the organism in Eukaryota, Metazoa, Cnidaria, Anthozoa, Scleractinia, Merulinidae.
GCGUUAUUUGGAUAAGAAGGUGUUGUAACAUUUAUCGCAUUCCUGGCUAAGUACCGGAUUUUUUUUCUCGAAAUUGACUUUUCACGUGAAUAAAACAUUUCAAACAUGUGGUAUCCCUCUGCAGUUACCAUGUGCUAAUGAGGCAAAAAUUUUGACUCGGUCUAGUCUAAACUCUCGUUAGCGUACAUCUAGGCUCGACAUUUUGGUUGCUCGCUUAAGGCAGGUUCGAUAGCCUGCUAACAGGCUCCCGGUGAGCCCGUCGCGCUCGCCGAAAUUUUUUUCCGUCCUCGCCGGGCCCCUGCCCCGAUCGCUUCGCUUUCCGAAUUCUUCUGUUUCGUACUCGCCGAAAUGUUUUUCUGUCCUCGCCGGGAGCCUGUUUGCAGGCUACAGGUUCGACUGUAUGUCUGUCGCGAGAGUGACAUAUAUAUCGGGAAAUGGAACCGGAUGUAUUGCUUGAUGGAUUCUAUUUCUAAUAAAACACUUCUGUUCAUAUAUCUGCUAUGGGUUGUCAUCGGGAAAGACCGAAGGAGCAAUUGAGCUGUAUUCGCCGGGCCCGUAUGAGUAAGCCCUGUUCGGUAAAGUGUCCCCGGGUACGAAAUGAUGGCAUGUCGAGGAAAAAGAAAUAACAAUAUUAAAUAAAAAUAUCCGCUAUACAGUUAACCCACAACUACAAGACAAGACAAUAAUAAAUUUGACUACUCCACAUUAUUUCAAUUUUUCCAUUUUGAAUCAUAUUUCAGGCCUUGAGAAAAAAUAUUUCCAUCUUAAGUAAUGUCCAGUCGAAUCGAGACUAGUUUCAUGUAAUGCAAAAGUGUAACCACACGCAGAGUAUUCUGAUAGUUGGUAAUAGAUUUACAACCGCCACACGUGGUGCACAUGUACGAAACCGACUCGUCCUGGCAACAAGUAAUAUAUUCUACACAUUCUUCGCCACAUUUCGUCAUGCGUCCAACUGCUCAACUUUGUGUGAAGGCACCUGCCAAAUGUUUCUGGAGAGUCGGCUUCAAAGUCCGCUUUGUUCCAUUUAAGGAGGACCGGUCAACAGUAACUCGUACCUGCAUACUUAACCCGUACUAAUGCCAUGUAUUCACACUUCUCUUCUUCUCUUUGCUCUUUUAUUUCUUACUCUGAUCUUACUUACUAUUAAUCAUCACUUCCUCUUAGUCUAAGACGCACUGCGAUGUGAGCAAACUUGUUCCUGGAAGUUAAGUCCUCGUUUUGUCUUUGAAAAGUAUGUACUACGAUGCAAUUGCUUUCGAAAUAGAAAAUGUAACAGGUUGGAGUCUCAUGGAAGUCUUGGCGGCGGAAAUGAUGGAGAGUACUGAAACAUCGGUUGUGAUUGAGAGCACGAGGGGACCUGCAGAUGAGGACAUCAAAGACAAUCCAGAAGAAAUAUCUACGGAUGUUUCUACAGCAUCAACAAAAACCGAGACAACGUCAUCUACAGACGUUUCUGCAAAAUCACAAGAAAGAGAGAUACCAUCUACGGAAGUCUCUGCUACAGCAGAGGAAACGUGGAUGCCAAUUACGGAUGUAUCUACAACAUUAAGAGAACCGGAUAGAAUUUCAAUUGAGGUUUCUUCAGCAUCCGGAAAGCAUGAGAUGUCACCUGCUGUUGUUCCAGUAACGUCACCUGAUGUUUCUAAUGGAGCUAUUGAGAAAGCACCCGCGAUUGUUUCUACCGCUGUUUCUACGACAUCGGACGAGCCGCAAACACGAUCAACAUUUGUUCCAACAACUGCAUACGAGAUCGGGAUACCACCUUCUGACGCUUCUUCUACACCAUUGCACAAACUAGAGGAAGUAUCGACAUCUUUUCCCGCAACUAUACACGAAACAGAACUACCAUUCAUGGAUAUUUCUACGACAUCAGACGAGCCCGAGGUGCUAUCAACAUUUCUCACUACAACUGCACACGAGGCUGAGUCAGUACCUUCCGACGCUUCCUCUACAACGUCUCAAAAACUAGAGGAAGUAUCUCUACCUAAUCCGGCAACUAUAUACGAAACAGAGCUACCGUUUAUGGAUGUUUCUACAACAUCGACGGAACCCGAGACGCCGUCAACAUUUGUUCCCACAACUGUGUACGAGGCAGGGUUACCAGUUUCCGACGCGUCUUCUACCUCAUCAGAGGAAACGAGGAUGCCUAUUACAACAUCAAAAGAACCAGACACAAUUUCUAUCCAAGUUUCUAUAACACCAGGAAAGCAUGAGACAUCACCUAUUGUUGUCACAGCAACAUUACCGGAUGUUUCCACAAGAGUUGUCCAGACAAAACCGUCUACUGUCCAGACGAAACAAUACGAAACAGUUGUACGGCCUCCUGUCUUCCCUACUGGUUCGACAAAGCCUUCUCCCACUGCUGCUUUUAAGACAGAACCCGUCAUUGAGGCUACUCGGUCGGAAUUAUUGACUGAGAGACCAAGUGAGGUUGGUGCUCAAGAGGGAGAUAAGUGCAGAACUGGCACGCAUGAUUGCUCCUCUAAUGGUAGAUGUAUACCGCUGGAUGAGUCCUAUGACUGCGAGUGUAACCAAGGGUUUGAAGGGGAUGGAAGAAUAUGUGCAGACAUCAGUGAAUGCGGGAAUGGCUUCAACGAUUGCCAUGCAAACGCGACUUGCCACAAUGUACCGGGGAGCUACUACUGUCAAUGUAAGGAGGGAUUUGUUGGAAACGGAAAACACUGUGAAGGUACAAAUUUCAUCAUACCUCAUACAACAUCAGCACUCUAGGAAAAGCACAAGGUGCAAUACUGCAUAGUUAAGUGAAAUGUAAGAAUGCAAGGAGGAUCUGACUGAUACAAUUUCUUGGUUACUUCUUGGUUUUCCCAUUUAUUGACAUAAAUAAGUGCUGGGUCAUUCAGAGGUAAGACUCAGCAAAGCGGCAUACAUUUUGAACAUAUAUUGCAGGGAUAAGAGUUAAAUUUAACAAUUAGGUAACGAGCUCGAGAUUUCUAGAGCGACUAAUCUAACUGUUUUAGUAUAAAUCUACUAGUCGUUC